GCGCCCGCCGAGUAUGCCUGUGCAGUCGUUGCGGUCCAGGCUCUCCGCCUCGCCAAUGACCGUCUCUCCAUGUUGCACGUCCUUCAGUUCGGCGCGUGGCUCCUCAAACUGCCAUCGCGGAUUCCGGUGUGGAAGCAGCAGCAGACGGAACCGGCCGCCUGCCCUCGUGCCGCGGGAUCGCGCUGCUCCUCACACGCCGCCUGCGCGGACAGCACCGACAACUUCGUGCGCGAGACGGAGAUGGAGUGCCGAGUGCUGUCCAUCCAGAGUCACGUAGUGAGGGGCUACGUGGGCAACAAAUCAGCCUCCUUUCCCCUGCAGGUGAUGGGCUUUGAAGUGGACUCUAUCAACUCAGUACAGUUCUCCAAUCAUACAGGUUAUGCGCACUGGAAGGGUCAGGUGCUGACAGCAGAUGAGCUCCAUGUACUGUAUGAGGGAAUCAAGCUCAACAACGUCAACCACUAUGACUACGUCCUCACAGGUUACACCAGAGACACGUCUUUCCUUGAGAUGGUGGUGGACAUUGUACAAGAGCUGAAGAGGGCAAAUCCUAAUCUUGUGUACGUGUGUGACCCUGUGCUGGGCGAUCAUGGUUCAAUGUAUGUGCCUCAGAAUCUGUAUCCCGUCUAUAAGGAUAAAGUUGUACCAGUAGCAGACAUCAUCACCCCUAACCAGUUUGAGGCAGAGCUCUUGACGGGGAAGAAUAUCAGCACAGAAAAAGAUGCAGUAGAGGUGAUGGAUCUACUCCAUAACAUGGGUCCAGACACAGUGGUCAUCACCAGCUCUGAUCUGCCCCCUCGCCUUGGAGACCGCUUCCUUGUGUCCCUCGGCAGCCAACGCAUUGUAAUGCCGGAUGGUACAAGCACAACCCAGCGGAUCCGAAUAGAGGUCCCCAAAGUGGACGCGGUGUUUGUGGGAACAGGUGACCUGUUUGCUGCCAUGCUGUUGGCCUGGACCCACCAUUACCCCACAGACCUGAAGACGGCAUGUGAGAAGACUUUCUCAGUCAUGCAUCACGUCAUUCAGAGGACCAUCUCCUAUGCCCAUGAGAUGGCAGGUCCUGGCAGAAGACCCAGCCCGGCUCAGCUGGAGUUACGAAUGGUUCAGAGUAAAGCGGACAUCGAGGAUCCAGCUAUCGUCAUGGAGGCCACCGUUCUAUAGAAACGCCACACACAUACACACAUGCACACACACACGCCCCUCCCCUCUGCCCUUCGCCACAAUCGCACAAUGUAUAGAUGUUGUACAUUUUUUUGGGAUCUGUAAUGUGACAUUGCCUUAGAAAUCUCGAAACAGAGCACAACAUUUCAUUGGGAGGGAGGAAUAGCAGGGUACAGCAGUAGAGCGAGAGAAGGACGAGAAGGGGAGAAUGCUGUGAUGAAAGAGAGGAAAGAGAGGUUAAAUAAAAAAACAUCUCUCUUUCUCUCUCUGGUACUUUUUCUCUUCCUCCACCUCUCCUUCUUUGCACUCAAACCCCUGUUUGUCCUGCACAUUGAACUCUAAGUCAAUGGAAUGGCCCAGGCAGAAGCAAUCAAAUGCCUGUUUAUUUAAAUCCAGAGAAACUGCCAAUGCUGAGACAGGAGCCGCUAAAAAAAGAAGUGAGGUCACUUAUUGGCAGAAACUUAAGCCAAUAGUGUAAGUGCUGAAGGUUAAUGUUCCAGUUAAAAAUGGAAUAAAGUAGCUGAAUCUUU
This is a messenger RNA of Pygocentrus nattereri (red-bellied piranha), 1691 nucleotides long. RefSeq names its product pyridoxal (pyridoxine, vitamin B6) kinase b (gene pdxkb). The coding region runs from base 70 to 1161 and encodes 363 amino acids. Gene Ontology annotation, cellular component: cytosol. Gene Ontology annotation, molecular function: pyridoxal kinase activity. NCBI's taxonomy places the organism in Eukaryota, Metazoa, Chordata, Actinopteri, Characiformes, Serrasalmidae. The transcript is spliced from 11 exons. The record is from RefSeq and is a predicted model, not a curated record. Gene Ontology annotation, biological process: pyridoxal 5'-phosphate salvage.